AUGACCAGCUGUUCGGAGCGAUUCGGGCCUGGGUCCGAGGGCCCGCGGUGUCGACCGGCUCUCCCGUGCGACUCGCACCCGUGCCCAAGGGCCCGCGGGGUCGACAAGCAGUCUUUGGAGACUCCGGGCCAGGUCCGAGGCCCCACGGGUUCAACUAGCUGUCCAGAGCGACCAAGGCCCGGGUCCGAGGGCCCUCAAUGUCGACCUGCUGUCCAGGGUGCUCGGGCCGGGUCCGAGGGCCCGCAGGGUCGACAAGCCGUCCCGGGGUCGACAGUCGUGGGCGACUCUGGGCCAGGUCCGAAGUCCAACGGGUUCCACCAGCUGUCCCGGGUGACCAAGGACUGGAUCCGACGGCCCUCGGUGUCCACCUGCUGUCUAGGGCACUCGGGCCCGGGUCCAAGGGCCCGCGGGAUCGGCCAGCUCUCUCGGGCGAAUCGUGCCAGGGUCCGCGUGCCAGCGGGGUUGACCAGAUUUCACGGGCGAUUCGGGCCCGGGCCUGAGGGCCUGCGGGGUCGACCAGCUGUCCUGGGCGACGCCGGCCUGGCUCCGAAGGCCUGCGGGGUCGACCAGCUGUCCCGGCUAACUCGGGCCCAGGCCCCCGGGCCCGCGCGGUCGACCAGCCCGUGCCCGAUGUCGCCCGGGGUCAACCCGCGGUCCCGGGCCUCUCACGCCCGGUUCGAGGGAUGGCGGGGUCGAUCUCCGGUCCCGGGCGACUCGGUCCGGGGCCCGAGGGCCCGCAAGGUCGACAAAACCUCCCGGGCGACUCGGGUCCUGGUCCAAGGUCCUCCGGUGACCCGCGCCCAUGCCCGAAGCCCCGCGGUGUCAACCAGAUGUCCCGGGCGACUUCGGCCAGGCUCCAAGUGCCUGCGGGCUCGACCCGCGGUCCCAGACUCCGGCUCGGCUCCGAUGCCUGCGGGGUCCCAGCUGUCCGGGCCCCCUGUGCUUGAGUCCGAGGGCCCGCGGUGUCGACCAGUUUUACCGGGCCAAUCGGGCCCGGGUUUGAGGGGCCGCGGUGUUGACAAGCGGUCCUGUGUGACUCCGGGCCGGGUCCGAGGGCCCAUGAGUUUCACCAGCCUCCCGGGUACUCGGGCCCGGGUCCGAGGGCCCUCCGUGAUGACCAGCUGUUCGGAGCGAUUCGGGCCUGGGUCCGAGGGCCCGCGGUGUCGACCGGCUCUCCCGUGCGACUCGCACCCGUGCCCAAGGGCCCGCGGGGUCGACAAGCAGUCUUUGGAGACUCCGGGCCAGGUCCGAGGCCCCACGGGUUCAACUAGCUGUCCAGAGCGACCAAGGCCCGGGUCCGCGUGCCGGCGGGGUCAACCAGAUGACACGGGCGACUCGGGCCCGGACCUGAGAGCCUGCGGGGUCGACCAGCUGUCCCGGGCGAAUCGUGCCCGGGUCCGCGCCCGUGCCCGAGGGCCUACGGUGUCCUCCAGCUGUCCCGGGGACUCGGACCAUGCCCGAGGGCCCGCAGGGUCGACAGUCGUGGGCGACUCUGGGCCAGGUCCGAAGUCCAACGGGUUCCACCAGCUGUCCCGGGUGACCAAGGACUGGAUCCGACGGCCCUCGGUGUCCACCUGCUGUCUAGGGCACUCGGGCCCGGGUCCAAGGGCCCGCGGGAUCGGCCAGCUCUCUCGGGCGAAUCGUGCCAGGGUCCGCGUGCCAGCGGGGUUGACCAGAUUUCACGGGCGAUUCGGGCCCGGGCCUGAGGGCCUGCGGGGUCGACCAGCUGUCCUGGGCGACGCCGGCCUGGCUCCGAAGGCCUGCGGGGUCGACCAGCUGUCCCGGCUAACUCGGGCCCAGGCCCCCGGGCCCGCGCGGCCCGUGCCCGAUGUCGCCCGGGGUCAACCCGCGGUCCCGGGCCUCUCACGCCCGGUUCGAGGGAUGGCGGGGUCGAUCUCCGGUCCCGGCGACUCGGUCCGGGGCCCGAGGGCCCGCAAGGUCGACAAAACCUCCCGGGCGACUCGGGUCCUGGUCCAAGGUCCUCCGGUGACCCGCGCCCAUGCCCGAAGCCCCGCGGUGUCAACCAGAUGUCCCGGGCGACUUCGGCCAGGCUCCAAGUGCCUGCGGGCUCGACCCGCGGUCCCAGGUGCCUCGGGCCCGACUCCGGCUCGGCUCCGAUGCCUGCGGGGUCCCAGCUGUCCGGGCCCCCUGUGCUUGAGUCCGAGGGCCCGCGGUGUCGACCAGUUUUACCGGGCCAAUCGGGCCCGGGUUUGA
Molecule: messenger RNA, 2214 nt
Organism: Sus scrofa (pig)
Lineage: Eukaryota; Metazoa; Chordata; Mammalia; Artiodactyla; Suidae
Source: RefSeq, a predicted model, not a curated record